AUGGUCGUCGCACUCCAAUGUUUCAUUAACAAUACUCCAUUCCAUGUUUCUUUUAAUAACUUAGAGAAUUCUGGUGAUAACUUUGAAAUGACUGGUAACUCUAAACAUGUUAGUGGAUUGUGGGUUCCAUAUAAAAAAUCAGGUAAAUCAGUUAAAAUCUUAGUAGGUUCCACUGUAUUCACAAUGUAUGACGAUGAAUGGAAGAUUCGUCAUUGA
Heterostelium album PN500 is the source of this 216-nucleotide messenger RNA. RefSeq lists its product as uncharacterized. The record is from RefSeq and is a predicted model, not a curated record. Lineage: Eukaryota; Evosea; Eumycetozoa; Acytosteliales; Acytosteliaceae. Bases 1 to 216 code for a protein of 71 amino acids. The transcript is spliced from 2 exons.